ACUAGGAAUUGCAAAUGCGUUUAUGAAUUUGAAUAGCGUAAAGAUAUGCGGCUUAUUUAACUUCUGUUCUAACAAAGUAAUAUUUCGAAAAUUACCUGGUGCUGUAACUUUUGCAAAAAACAGCAUGACACAGCAAAACAGCAAAACAAUGAGUCAGCAAGAAGUUGGGUUUAUUUUAUGUGGGGCCAUAAACCCUAUAACCAAUAUGCAUUUGAAGAUGUUCGAUUUAGCGCGAGAUUAUUUUCAUAAAAACACAAAUUUUAAAGUCAAGUUUGGCGGAAUUUCCCCAACUGCUGAUUCUUAUGGAAAACCUGAACUUGUGAAUGCAAAACAUCGGCAGAAUAUGAUCAAGUUAGCUUUACAGGAAAACUCCUGGGUGUCUUUGCUUGACUGGGAAUCUAAUUUAAACAAAUGGACGCCUACGGAAAAAGUUUUAACCCAUUAUAAACAGAAUGAACCUAAAUGUAAAGAACUGAAGCUAUUUCUAUUAUGUGGUGCGGAUUUAAUGCAGUCUUUCGUCACCCCUGGUUUGUGGAAAGAGAGCGACAUUCGUAAGAUUGUCAACAACUUUGGAUUAGUUGUAAUUACAAGAGCAAGUUACGAUCCACGUGAGUUUAUAAAGAGCUCACCUCUCAUGCAAGAACUAAGCCCUAAGAUCCACAUUGUGGAAGAAUGCAUAGAAAAUAAAUUAAGUUCAACUAAGAUAAGGAAAGCUGUUUUAGAAGGAAGAAGCAUCAAGUACUUAACACCUGAUGUGGUAAUUGAAUAUAUCAACGAACAUGGAUUGUAUCAGAAAAUUGAACAAAGUUCGUUUAAUGUUUUGGCUCCUUUUAGAAACAAUAAAGAAUAAUAAAAUGUUCAAGCUGUUUUUGGUUAUGUCUUAUGACCUGGGGAUUUAGGCCAGAGUGGGCUGAGUCGUCCUUAUUUCUUUAUUAAAACUUAUUCUAUUCCAUAUGUAAGUGAGGUUCUAUAGCAUGGCACGCUGGUGACCUACAAUUUAUACCAGAGGCCGAUUGCUUUCUGCCAAAAAACGAUGAAUAAAAUGGCCAAAGGGCACAUAAUUACAAUCAAGCAAACUUAACCUUUUCACAUUCUUUUACGAAAAAAUGCACAUCCUAUUGUGUGUUACUGCUAUCAUAAAAACACUUUAAAUUUUUUGUUUAUUUGUUUUAUAUUCUUUACCUAUUAAACAUUAUAUAUAUUCGAUAUUAUGUGCUUUUAUUUAUUAUUGUAUAAAUAUUCAUACAAGCUGAAAGUUCAAUAAGUAGCGAUUACAAAGUUUCUAUUAUUCUGUUAUUGUACUUUCUGCAUAUUCAGCUAUCCAUACAAUACUGACAUUUGCAGAAAAUCAAUUUAACAGUUUGAUAACAGCUUUAAAAACUUGUAUUACCGUUGUAGUGUUAUGAUAAUAUAUUACUCAUAUAGUAAUAUUAAUACCUGUUUAAAAUAUGCAGGAAAAUGAAUUUCAAAAUAUUUAAAAAUAUUUCUAAUACUGCUUUAGUGCUAUUCAAUUGUACCAUACCUACUGCUAUAGCUCCAUUGUAGUAAAUAUACUGAUAUUAAUAUCUUUGCUUACAUUGU
Ciona intestinalis (vase tunicate) is the source of this 1581-nucleotide messenger RNA. Its product is annotated as nicotinamide/nicotinic acid mononucleotide adenylyltransferase 3-like. Lineage: Eukaryota; Metazoa; Chordata; Ascidiacea; Phlebobranchia; Cionidae. Gene Ontology annotation, molecular function: nicotinate-nucleotide adenylyltransferase activity; nicotinamide-nucleotide adenylyltransferase activity. The record is from RefSeq and is a predicted model, not a curated record. Gene Ontology annotation, biological process: NAD+ biosynthetic process.